CAUACUAACUUCGGCCUUCAUGGCAACUUCCAGCUUUGAAUUAUCUCAAACACUACGUACACUAUAAAACCGAUCGAGGCCUUUGCCUUAAUAAUUCAUCAAAAUCAUCACAGAGAAAGAGAUCUUGAUCAAGGAAUUGAGAAUGGUACUCAUGUGUCGGAUGCUUGUGUUAGUCAUGAUGUGCUCAGUCAAUGCAUUCGCGCGAGCAUCGAACGUAAUAAACAGUUCAUGUCCAGAAGAAUGUGGGAAUAAAGUAAGCAUUCCAUACCCUUUUGGAAUCGGAGAUGGUUGCUACGUCGGAGAUUGGUUUGAGAUAGUCUGCAGAAAUGACUCUUAUGAACUGGGAUUUCCAAAACCCUUUUUGAAGAAGAUCGACCUGGAGGUGCUGGAGAUUGACCUUGUAGGCAAAGUUCGCGUCAACUAUACCAUGUUUUCGAGCUGUACCAAUGGCACGAGCAGCAAAAAUCAUCUGGAGUUAGAGAAAAGCCCUUUCGUCUUCUCCGACAACAAAAACAGCUUCGUUGCGGGUUGGUUUGAGACCAAAUUCACAGAGCCGAGUCCAACUAUGUCCGUUCCAGUGGUAUUGGAAUGGGGCUUGACAAUACUUCUUUCUAUUCUCUUCCUACAACGAAAAACGCGACGUACCACCGGGAAGUGGAACUGUGGGUGCCGGCUUGGCUACAGAGGAAAUCCGUAUCUUCUCGGAGGAUGUCGAGGUAUUAGUACAAGCUUUGGGGUAUUAUGUUUGCUUUUUGGUGGAUGGUGGUCACACAAACUUAUAAGGAAAAGGAAGAUGAUUAAACAAAAAGAGAAGUUCUUCAAACGAAAUGGUGGACUAUUGUUACAACAACAACUAUCUUCAAGUGAUCAUGUCAAUGUUGAGAGCAACAAAUUGUUUAUCAAGGAUUUGGAGGUGGCCACUGAUCGAUUUAAUGUAAACAGAAUACUUGGCCAGGGUGGACAAGGCACUGUUUACAAAGGCAUGUUGUCGGAUGGAAGAAUUGUAGCAGUAAAAAGAUCUGUGAUAAUUGAUGAAGAAAGAUUGGAAGAAUUUGUUAAUGAAGUCGUCAUUCUUUCACGAAUUAACCAUAGGAAUGUGGUUAAAUUACUUGGCUUUUGUUUGGAGACAGAAGUUCCUCUGUUAGUUUAUGAAUUCGUUUCAAAUGGAACUCUUGCUCAUUAUCUUGAUGAUCAAAAUGAGGAGUUUCCACUCACAUGGGGUAUGCGUUUACGAAUUGCUACAGAAGUUGCAGGAGCUCUCUUUUACUUGCACUCAGCAGCUUCCUCUCCUAUUUACCACCGAGACAUCAAGACUACAAACAUACUCUUAGAUGAGAAGUAUAGAGCAAAAGUGGCCGACUUUGGGACUUCAAGAUCUAUUGCUAUUGAUCAAACUCACCUGACCACACUAGUAUAUGGCACUUUUGGAUACUUGGAUCCUGAGUAUUUCCAAUCAAGUCAAUUUACAGAAAAAAGUGAUGUUUAUAGCUUUGGUGUUGUCCUAGCUGAGCUCUUAACAGGAGAAAAAGCGAUUUCUUCUAAACGGACACUAGAAACCAAAAGUCUAGCCACAUAUUUCCUUAAUUCAAUGGAAGAAAACAAUUUGUUUGAUAUUAUAGAUAAUCGAGUUUUGAAGGAAGCUAAGAAGGAAGAGAUUAUUGCAGUCGCCAACCUUGUGAAAAGGUGCUUGAAUUUGAGUGGAAAGAAACAACCUACAAUGAAAGAGGUGGCAAAAGAGUUGGAGGCACUAUUGCAAAUGCCGCAAAACUCUGAAGAGGUACUUGUAUUCAAGAAUCAUGAAUUGUUCGAUCAGUAUAAUGUUGUUUCUACAUCAACAACUGCAAGUAUGGAUAGCGGCAUAGCCCCAUCUUUAGACGCUGAACCAUUAUUAUUUUAUUGA
Messenger RNA from Juglans microcarpa x Juglans regia, 1900 nucleotides. Its product is annotated as wall-associated receptor kinase-like 17. Gene Ontology annotation, molecular function: protein serine/threonine kinase activity; polysaccharide binding; ATP binding. NCBI's taxonomy places the organism in Eukaryota, Viridiplantae, Streptophyta, Magnoliopsida, Fagales, Juglandaceae. Gene Ontology annotation, biological process: protein phosphorylation; cell surface receptor signaling pathway. Gene Ontology annotation, cellular component: plasma membrane. The record is from RefSeq and is a predicted model, not a curated record.